AUGUCGUUAUCAAAGCCCGAGCGUGUUCAUGAUCUUAUCGCCCAGAACCCUCGAGUUCGUGUCUGGGUUCAUCCGCUCGAGUGGUCCGAGGUUCACCUUGAGCUUCUCAAAGCCUCUUUCGUUGAAGCUGACACCGAUGAGACCUCUGAGAAUCCUGAAGAUGGAACAGCCAUGGUGUCUGACUAUCGAAUCGUCAGACAGUUCGCGCAAACCUCGAUGAAGAACAAGAACCUAAAGAUCUUGAUCUGUGACAACGGACCUCUCAAGCUCCUUCGUCCUCGCGGGUACUUCUGCUUCGGUGAAGAGAAGCCUCUUGAUCUUCAGGGCGCGAUCUUCAACCAACGCGGAGCUGUUAGCGAUGACAGUUACGCUGGGGCAUUCGCUUUCAUCCAGGGGAACCUGAUCAGAAACCUCCGUGAAGGUCUCUUCCCUCUUCCAAACCGUCUUCGUCAUGACCCUGCCGCCAAGUGGUUACGAGAACUGCGAGUCAAGAAGAUUGAGCCCCAGGAUCAGUGGCGCGACCCCUACAUCCUUUGUGUCCUUCUGGGACUUGCUCAGUCCCAAGCAGAGGAUAAAACCUCUCCCGAGUACCCUUUCGCCGAGGAUCAUAUCUUCAAGACUUGUGCUGCCUUGACCGAUGACAAGAACGAGGACUUCAUGUAUUUUUAUACCGCUGAGUUCUCGGUUGCUUUUGUCAGCAAGUUCGAGUAUCCCCUUGACCUAAAGAAGCCAAAGGAUGGCAUGUCCUCCGAGCUGUCCAUCGGCAUGAAGCAGGUCCUCUUCCGGCCCUACAAGACCUUCCGGGCUCGUCUCCUCGCGGAGAUCUCCUCUGCCCUGUAA
Fusarium mangiferae is the source of this 840-nucleotide messenger RNA. RefSeq lists its product as uncharacterized. The record is from RefSeq and is a predicted model, not a curated record. The transcript is spliced from 3 exons. Lineage: Eukaryota; Fungi; Ascomycota; Sordariomycetes; Hypocreales; Nectriaceae. The coding region runs from base 1 to 840 and encodes 279 amino acids.